This is a messenger RNA of Trichoplusia ni (cabbage looper), 979 nucleotides long. RefSeq lists its product as uncharacterized. NCBI's taxonomy places the organism in Eukaryota, Metazoa, Arthropoda, Insecta, Lepidoptera, Noctuidae. The transcript has 2 exons. The coding region runs from base 175 to 822 and encodes 215 amino acids. The record is from RefSeq and is a predicted model, not a curated record.
CGUCAACUGCCACAAAUACAUAUAAACUUCAAAACUGAUAUCCUUAUAAAAUGUCAAGACAGAAAACGUAAAGUAACAAAAAUAAACUAGUCAAUUAGUCCGAUAAAUUUACAAGAUUGCUUUAACAUGAUAGAUAUAUAAAUAAUAUUAAGUACAAAGUACACAACAAAAAAAAUGCCGCGACAAAAAUCAUUUAAAACUGUGUGUGUGGAUAGCGUUCUUUUCUUUGCAUUGUUCGCUCUAGCGGGCCACUUGACUAUCAAUUUUUGGGAAAGAUACACAAUUCAAAAUGAACUGUCUACAAUGAAAAAUAGUUUACACAACCUAAAGGAUACCAUAACGAAUAUCGGACAGGCAUACGACAAUCUUCAUACUGAACUUACUGACCUAAUAGAUGUGGUCGAUCCGCCUCCCGCAACGGUCGUGAUACCCUCAAAGAAUUAUAAAAAACUAAAAGAUCCAGACGCCAAACGAUGUAAGAACAAACCUUACUUUAGUCGCAGAGCCCCUCGCGAUAUUCAAGUUCAAGCCAUAAUUUCUAAACGAAACGAUAAAAAGAGAGUUGGUGUAGGGACUCUGACAGACGCUGAAAUUGUAGCAUCCAAAAUAACAACAAUACCUCUUAGAAACAAAUCAACAGCACCUAUGGCCAAAAAUACUGCAACAAACACGAAGAAUCCUGUUAUGUCUACAGGAAUAACUUCAGAUUUAUCUAAUUCUGAGACAGAUCAAUAUUAUCGUCAAUGUAAUCAUUCUGUAUGCAAUCACAAUCAUCUAGAAAACCACAAAGACUUUGAAAAUUAUAGAAACGUUAUGUACUAAAAUAUAUUUAAAGCUAUCUACACAGAUCAAGUCACUCAAAUGAACUUAAAUCUAAACAUUUAUCGCUUUCAGAUGUUGUGUGAGGUAAAAGUGAGAAUUGAAGAGACAUGUUCCAGAUACGUUUACUUUAUUUUUAAUAAAUUAUUGAAUAAUGACA